GGUUUUGUGAGCGGCUCCGGGGCGCUGCUGGGCCGGGCCGUGCGCCGAGCAGCUCGAGGAAGGCAGAUCUCCGCUGCGCUGGGAUUGCCCGGGUGCGAGCCCGAAGCGACCCCGGAUUGAUUGUGGUGAACUCAGUGGUGGUUGGGGAAGCGUGUGAUUCACGACGCCCCUCUGUUCAGCGUGUUUUCAGUGCUUUACUAAUGUAAACACCGAUAUAAACGGCUCCAAAAAGACACUGCUUUAGGUGUGGAUGUGUUCCAAACCCUGGUCUGUAUCCUGGGACUUGUUUUCAGCUGCCCGCGGCUUUGUCUGUCACGGGGAGGUGAGCUCUGUUUGUGAGGCGCUUGGAGACAAACACGCAUUUCCACCCUGCAACAGGGGGAACAGUCCAAAGAAGGAAAAUGUAGAGCAGAGAAGUGUUAAUGUUCCCUCACAGCAGUAAAUCUGCGCUGAAGUGCACGUGUGAGGAUGUGGCAAAUAGCCAGAGGGUCUGCUUGGCCUCGUUUCAUGUCUGCACGUUUUCCAGUCGUUCCUGCUCUGCUGCAUGGAUCUGUCUGCUUGGGCUGAGCACCACUGAAUCCUCCCGACUGCUUUUAAGUGGCAGAUUUGAAGCUCUGUUUGAAGCCGUACUUUGCCCUAACAAUGGGUUCGCUUCAAAUAGUGGAUCAAUGCAACCUGCGCGAGUGCAAGCUUCUCUGAUUCAGUUUCUCAUUUUUCCUGUCUUAAUAGAUGGUAUCUUUAUUUUACCAUCACUACCAACUCAAAUAUAGCCUUGUACAGUUUUAUCCUUUUUGUCACUUACAUCAAUAGGGAAUAGAAGCUGUCAGUUCUCUCUGGCCCAGAUCUUUAAAUGCAUUGAGGUGCUUAAAUGCUAUUAAAAUCAAUGCUGCUGCUGUAAAAAAGUUGUUUAUUUCUAAAGACUGCCACAUACAGAACGCACUGCAGGGCAGUCAGAGUGUGCCCUAGGGUCUGAUUUCCCAAGAACAAACAGGGCAACCUUAGACUGUACCAUUUGCUUUCACACACUGUCUGGCUCAGCUAUGGUGUGGUGCAACCUCCUGGAUGCAAUAUUCUUACUAUAUAGUUGCUUUAAUUUGGUCGUAUUCUUCCUGUGUUAUAGUUACUACUAUAAGAUAGGAACUACUGUACUGGAGCUUCUGUAUAAUUAUAAUUUUACAGCUUUCUGUAUCCAGAAUAAAAGCAGGGAUAGCACAGCCCAAGCACGUGAGUUAAGCUUGCAGAGGGAGCAGUGCCUGGAGAACCACAGUAAGCUACCAGUGUUUGUCACACAACCCCAGUUAAUCACUUCUUUAUGUAGGACUUGGAUGCAUGCAGUGCCUUAUUGAUCUGAGGAUCUGUGCAUACAAGGAAAGUUUUAUAAAACCUUUUCAAUGAUAGCUUCAGGCACUGUGGUGAAUUUCUCUAGUAUGCAUUUCUAAUGAUGAAAUUCUCCUGUUAUACUUAACAUCAUUGCUAGAGGCUCUUUGGGUUGGAGUUUGUCUCAUUAUGAUAUUAGAUUAGUAUGAAGUAUUACAGUAAUUACAGUUAAACUUAGUUUUAUUCAGCUUCUUAAUGACACAAAAGGGAAAGUCCGUAUCACUUCAGUUGUUUUUGUAGAUACUCUUUGGGAGGAGUUGCAAAUGUGCAAAAGAGGACAGAAAUGAAGGAGGUGAGGUUAGAAGUGUUGGCAGAAAAGAAAUGAAUCCUGGAAAAUUGCAAAUGCUGUUAAAGUUACACAAUGGAUAUAUAAAGGAGUGGAAAUGAAUAGUGGGUGAGAAUGACUAGUUAAAGAAUUAAGUUGAGGAAAGCAAGUUCUUACUUUGGAAUGGCAGUGGUGGGAUAUACACCCACGGUGUAUAAGCGGUGAAUCCAGCUUGGCUAAUUCCACAGCUCCCAGUCACUCAGAUGAAGUUUUAUUAAUGGUUUGGGACAAGUAGUGCUAAGAUUGCUAAAGUGGACUUGUAGCUGUUCUUUUGUGAUAUAGUAGGUUCUUGGGAAACAAUGUCUUCAGUUCACCACAUCUUGGAGACUAACCCAAGAACGUGAUCUGUGUUCCUGAGCAUCUGUGUUCCAGAAAGGUGAUAGACGCAAGUCGUAACAAAUUAAAUCUAUUCAAACCCUAAGCAGUUCUCUAUAUAGUGAGAAGACUGACUACUUUGUACACCAACUGACCAAAUAAUUCAAGGAGAAAUCUUCCAUUAGACAUUUCUACAUACAUUAGAGUUACAUGCAUAGUGGCAAAAGCCAUUUCAUUAGACUACAUGAAAAAGCAGUGAGUGGAAUAAAAAGCCGAAAAGUAAAAGAAAGAAGUAGUCAGGGUAGGGUGGCUGCCAUCUUCUUAACCACUACAAAAUUCCUUGCAGUGCUAUUUUUGGAUGCACUGACCAACCUCAUUAUUACUUUAUUCUAUGCUAGUGCGCAGAGAAGUAUGUGUGCAGCAGAGCACUUUGUGCCUUUGUAGUCUGCGUCCAUACCAGAGGAUGUGUUUGUUAAGAAAGAAAAGACCAAUUAUGUGUGUUGUUUUUGGAGAAGGAAGAUGGUGAAUACUUUAUGAUGGUUAUUUGUUCCUGACAGGAACUUUCUCAGACACAAAACUUCAUUCAGGAUGUAUUUCUCAUGGCAGGUGUGCAGAAAUAUUGUACAUUCUACUCACUGCAAACAAUUGCAGACAAUUUUAAUUAGCUUCUUUUAACUAAGAAUUUGAACAAAGACUGUGAGCUUGACACCAUAAUAGUAUGGUGUUGAGAUGGAUUGAUUUGACACAAUUUACAUUAUCUUUUUGGGUUAAAGUUUUACUUCUAGAAUGACAAAUCAAAUUCAUAAUGUUCAGUAGUUGAAAAGAAUGCAUCCCGCUUAUAUAAAAUUAUUGUUCAUUUUCAGUUUGUAUUUUUCCAAAAUUAUCAUUUCCAGCUGAUACUGAAAUCCUUUUCAGAACGGAGACAUGAGUGGUCUUUGACAGUAGCCUGGAUAUCCUCAGACGAUUCUGCAUGAUCUCAGAGUUAUAUUUUAUCUGUUUUAUCUUCGAAUUUCAGAAAGAUGAUUCCCAGAGACUUCUGGAAAGUUUUAACUGUGAUGAAAAAGAGAAUCCUCUCACCAAAAGUGAAGCAGAACCCUAUAAGUCAAAAGAGGAGAUGGUGUUGGAGGAAAAUGAGUGUCCUCUGAACAGUAACGUUACAGCGUUUGCGUUGAAGGCAAAAGUCAUCUAUCCCAUCAAUCAGAAAUUUAGGCCUUUGGCAGAUGGCUCAUCCAAUCCAUCUUUGCAUGAGAAUCCAAAGCAGACAGUUCUGCCUAAUCAGGUAACGGAAGCAUCUACAUCAGGCAGCCUGGAAUCCCUUAGCCAGGGAGACAAGGAGGACUGUAGUUCCUCCACAACAAUACACUCAACAACAAGUGAUGACAGAUUUCAGGAUCGAGCCUUCUUCAAGGUAACCUGUUUCCCUGAAGUGCUCACAUGUGAGAGUUUUGAUGUUAAGCUCUGCCUUUGCAGUCUUCUCUUAAAAGAUCUCAUGCUUCUUGAUACUGAGCUUAGAAAAGAAGAACAUGUGAUAUUCAUUCAGAUUCUGAAAAUAUACCUCACAGAUUUCAAUCAUAAGAAGAAGAUUACUGAUGAUUUGUUUAAGAAGACAUUUUUAAUUCUCAAAAAUGAUUUUGAAGAACUACAGAAGCAACUGGAUUCCAGACUCCAGAAUACUGAGAUGUCAGGAGCCCAUAAUUCAGAAUACCAGACUGUAGAAGACUUAGAAAGGAAAGAAAGGGAAUAUUCCGAGCACAUAAUAGAUAAUAUGGAAGCUUUCUGGAAGCAGACUGACAAAGCCCAGCAGGAUUUUUUGGACCAAUCAAAAUGCUCAAGUGCCGAAGCAGCAAAGAUAAUGAUGGACCUGACUGAGAGGAUGAUUGCAGUGGAAGGCUUAUUAAAUGAAUCUCAGGAUUUGCAGGCAAUGGACAUUCAGGAAAGGUUAUUUAACUGGGAGCUUAUGGUGAAAGUGGUUGAUUCACUGAAGUCCUGUAUACCAGAAGAGUGCAGGUGUAGAUUGAAUAUGCUAUCAAAUAUUCUGGACCAUUUAACUGUAAAGAAUAAACUCUCAGUUCGACAAAAAGAAGAACUUUUAACAGACCUUCACAAGGCCUUCUGGGAACAACUGGCACAUUUCACUAAUGAAUGCAUCCAGCAAAGUAAAGACCUCAUCCUGAAACGACUGGAGUGCCGUGCAAAGAAGAGAGAAGACUUCAAACACAGACAGAAAACUGAACAAGGGAUUCUCCUUACUAAAGCUUUUCAUAUUGGAGAUUUAAAUGAUUUUCUUAAGGCUUACCAUGAUCUGUUAGAGAAACACUGGCAGGCACAGUGGCAGCUGGAAGAGGAAGAUGACUAUGAAAGCACAGAGGCUGUUGUGGAGCUCUAUAAGGAGCUGUAUUCUAAAGCUUCCCAUGCUUUAGCAGAGUUGGUGAAUGAGCUGUUUCUUCAAACACUGCCUGUUGUGACCGGCCUCUCUGUAAGAGAAUGUGAACUUCUGAAAGAGGACUGGCAGGAGAAUGUGGUCCCUCAGCUGGAGAAGUGGGACAGCCACCGCCAGAAACGCUGGAAGCUUUUCCAGGAACAGAUACUGCAAGAAAAAAAGCUAUGGAUAAAUGAAUACGCUCUCGCUUCUGUGAUACAAAAGCACCUGUCUGAGAAACAAGAAAAGAUAAUGCAAGGCGUCAUGAGCAGACUGGGCUGCCUCAGUGAUGAGUCUGUUAACUACAUAUUGCAAAAACAGCGGCUCUUGCUGUGUUCAGUAUGGAGAAGAUUAACUCUUCGAAGCAUUGGAAUGGCAGCUUUGACCCGCAUGAGGAUGUCCAGAAAAAAGAGCUUGCUUCAGGAGCUGAGAGAGCAACAUAUGCUGCAGAAGGGCUCUUCAGCCUGUCAAGAUGAAGAUCAGUGGCAGCUACAGAAGGCAGUGGAGUCUCACAUUCUGGAAGAGGAAGAGAAACUUGAGGAAGAAACACAGCAAAACCAUUUAGAAUUUCACCAGCAGUUAGUAACAGAAAUCCAAGAAGCUCUUCAGUUUCUUCAGCAACACAUGGAGAAAGUGAUUGGGCAGACAUUGCUGCAGCAUGUCAGACAGAAAGCUUCAAAAGAGAAUUCAGAUGAUGAACAGGAGUUCAAGGAGAAACUGGUAGAAGCUGCUGUAGAAAGUGUAUAUGGGACCAGCAAUAACAUCAAUAGACUGGUAGAAAACUACUAUCAGCAAGUUGGAAAAAUCACAGAAGAUUAUGAAGGGAAAAAACUUCAGCAAUUGAAAUCCUUACAAGUAGAAAGAAGUGAAAGGUACAGACUUAGGAAGAAAGAAGAGAAUGAACAAGCACUGAAAGAAAAACAGACCAAAGGGAUCCUGAAUGUAUCAUCCACAGUCCACCAAAGAAUGGUGCUGCAGCAGAAGAAGGUUCUGACUCAAUUUGAACUGCACCAACAAAUUCGUCUGGAGUUUCUGAAACAGAAGCUGCUGGGAUUGCAUCACCUACAAAGUGAGAUGGAGAAUCAGCUGAAGGAAGCAGAAUGGGACUUCAUUACUGAGUUGGCUGCACUGGCUCGAGUUCCUGUCACUGUGAAGAAGCAGCUGUCCAAAAGAAGCAAGCCAGCAGAGAAAGGUCAGAGAGGCCACACGAAGGGGAGACUGAACCAAGGAAAAACACAAAGAUGCUAAAAAAAAGAGGCAACAGGUAGUCGAAGUAUUUAUAUGAGCUGUCUGAACACAGAGUACCAAAGCAUUCUUCUGGGAGAUCUCAGCAGCUAUAAAUACUCACUGAGCUGGUUUAGUGAGGAACAAUGAAGAACAUCAAUAAUAACCGAGAAAUCUUCUUUAGCUACAGACUGAGAAUCAAUCCCAACAUUCUCACUUAGCCUUGGCAAGGGGAAACAAAGAAUUCUUUAAGCUCUUCCAGACGGUGUGGGAAACAUGAAGGGGAGAUAGUUUUAAAUGAGGAAUAUACCUGAGGAAAAUGCAGAACCAAUCCACCCUAGACUGCUGAGGUCAGGACAUCGCAGUAAGGUUUCAUUGUAAUGUUGAUGUUUUGAGCCUGAAAUGUGCUGGAUUUGGUCUCAGUAUUUGUGGUCACUGCUUUGGACUAACAGAAAUAGGUAGAAAUUUAAAGACUAGGUAAAGAGACUUCAGGUUCUAUUGGUAAAUUGAAAGAUUAAAUUUGUCUUUCCCUUGUUUUAUUUUAAUGCUUCCAAGGUAAGGUAUGCUUUAAAAUUUGUACAAAGAUUUUUGUAAAUCUAUUUCCCAUUGUUUAUCUCAGAUUUUUGAUUAUUUUUUAGAAAGACUGAGACAAAUCUCAUCCACUGUUUCAUUUUCUUAUAUUUCAUUUUAUAUUCUAAUUCCUUAAGUAAACUCUUUUGUUUUCAGUGCACUUUGUUGUUCUCAUUACAUUCCAUAUGGGAAUUUUUCUUGUCAUGCAAAGCAGCUCUUUCUCCCUGGCUGCACAGAGCACCUGUAUCUUGUAAUAAAUUGCCCUACUUAAGUGGUCUUACAGCUUUUGUGAAAUAGAAGUUUUCUGCCUUCUUAAAAUUAACAUAUAUUUUCCUAACUAAAGGGCUGUCCUUUGGCACUCGAUGUAAAACACUACAUCAGCAAAGCAGUUUACCUCGGAUAAAAGUGCCGCCACACAAAUGACUUUACUGGGCACGUUACACACAAUUGUUAAAUUGUUAAUUUUCACUUCAGUCAUUAUCAAAAUCUUUUUCUCUGUAUUAUACUACUUCAAGCAUUAGAUUCUGCUGUUUCAGCAAUCAUUUUCCAUGGUCCCUCUGCCUUACUGAUGGAGACAUUUUAAUUGCCCGUUUGAUGUGAUUUAUCUUCAAAUGGAUGCAGCCUGUUUCCUUCUGUUUGAAUACCAUAAUUCUUCAGUGUACUCUGUACACAUAGCAAGAAGGAAGCUUUUAAUAAUAGAGUUGAUUAUGUUGUGAAGAUACUGUUUUAAACCAUGCAGUGUAGCAGAGGCUCCAGUCACAGGCAGAAUGCAGCAGUCUACCCGGAUGCACUGUGUGAUUCAUUCCACUAGGCAGGGCUUGCGUUGCUUUCUCUCUGUCUUAUCCCAAAAGCAGGGCAGCAGUGCCCUCUCCCGGGCAGCCCUUGGGGUUUCGUCCCCUUGCUGUUGGAGGGCAGCAGUUGCUUGCCGAGGAGAGUCCCCAGCCCACCUCCUCUCAGUCCCUGAAGGUGAGACCCAGCCAACCAGGGCUGUGUCUCUGCCUGCUUUCUGUCCUCCUUUCUCUGGGCUCUCUGCAAAGUGCCCUUUUUCCUAUUCUCUCACCAAGUCACCUUGCUUCAUGACAAAUAAAAAUCAAGUGUUACUAACUUCAGUCAUUUUGCAUUACACCCCUGAUUCAUUGCCUUGGUAAAAGUCCUGUACAGAUUUCAUGCAUG
This is a messenger RNA of Phasianus colchicus (ring-necked pheasant), 7403 nucleotides long. NCBI's taxonomy places the organism in Eukaryota, Metazoa, Chordata, Aves, Galliformes, Phasianidae. The record is from RefSeq and is a predicted model, not a curated record.